AAUUUUUUACUUUUGAUUCAAGCCCCGAGAUAAAGAAACGGAUUUAUAAGUUUGACAGUUUAUUGAGCUGCUAUUGGAAAUUGCGACGAGAUUUUGCGUUGUUAUUUUAACUGGUUGUACUGAUCCAUUUACUCUGAAAGUUCACCGUCUUGUUAGAGGCGUUUAAUUGGUGGAAAAACGUUACUGUUGUAUUCAGUAAAAUUAAUAUUGGGACAUAAUUUUAAAAAUAAAAUGUAUUCGGUUAAUAAAUAAUCUUUCAAAGACAAGUAUCUGAAUUUCUUAACUGCUUUGCCUAAAAAGAUUUCAAAAGUCAGCUAUAAUAUUUUGAUAUAGGUGAGCACAAGUCAAAUAUUCAGUUAACUUAUUACCGUGUUUGGCAGACUGUUGUGCAAGUGAUAAAAGACCAAAAUUUAUUGAGCAUCGAUAGAAUUGUUCCUGCACUUCAUUUACAUGUUAGUGUUUUAGCUGUUAUUUGUCCAAUACAAGCCGAAUUAUCUUCGUUUACUGUGUGUAAUUUCCGCAGCUGAUGUUCACGAUUUUAAACAACUGCUAAAAUUAUACUAUCUGGGGAGAAGCUGAUACCAAGACCAAACGACGGAAAUCGGAAGUUGUUCAAAGAUAAACUAAAGAAUAGCAUUGAACUAAUGUUUGCGAACGUUUGAAAGUGGAGCGUUUAAUUAAAUAUUGAACAAGGAAGGUCGGCAGCUUUCAAAGAAGAUGAUCGGCUUUAUUCUCUAAGUAAUUGGAUGUAACCAGAAAGUUCUUUAAGAUAAUCAAUGAAAGAUGUGAAACAGAAGUAGGAUUUUUCAAUCGCAGAGUCCAUUUUUUUUUUGGUCUUUGAUUCAUACGAAAGCAGAAUUUUUUACUACUCAGCUACUGCUUAAGCCGACAGAAAGUGUCUUCUAGGUAGGCAUUGGACAGUAAAUAAUGACUUGAACAUAUGCUAAUUUCAGGCCAAUUUAACAUUAUCUUACCGUUUUUCAAUAGUAUGAGUCGAGAUGGUGAGUUUUAGGCACAGAGGCCGCCGAUCUUUUUUUUGUGGAAGAAUAUGAGCGCAAUAAUUUACAAGCAACGGUUCUCUGUCGUCAUGAUCUCUUUUAACAAGUAAAUUUAUUUCAAAGAUUCCCGCUCUUUGAACUGUUUUCCUAAUUGAAAAAGAAGCAGCUGCUUUAAGUGUAUCGCUGAGAAAAAAAACAGAGAUAGCCGCGUGACCUAUGAACGACAACAUGUUUCGCUGCGAAAUCUUUCUCGUGCAAAGAUCAAUGUUGAUUUGAUGAAAAGAUCCAAAGGAUUGGUACGUGUUUGUGCACACGUAAUUCCUAGGUAGCCAUAUAUGCUUAACCAUGUAAAAGGAAAGGGUAAUUUAGUAUUAUCAACUCAGUUGAUAGUACCCAAUUACCCUGUUAUACUCUCCCACUGACGCAGCACCACAGUUUCUUUAGAAACUUGCCCCCUUUAUUCAAAUACAAAAAGAAAGUUUGUUGCAGGCUAGAUAUUGAAUCCAAGGCACUUUACAAAUCACGGGACGCAGAUGACAUGAUGACUUGUGAGAGACGCCUUUUUGACCGUUUUUGUUUAAUCGCAGUCAUUUUGUACCCAAUGAUGCUGUGGAAAAGAGAAACUGUUACGUGUAUGUCUUUUAUGAUCAUCAACGUUUGUUGUGGUUCUACUGUCCUUCAGAAGGAACGAUUCCCCCAAGGUAUGGACUCUUGUGGACAACGUAUUCUUCACUCAACAACCAGUAAUUACUAUGGAAUGGCUAUUACAAGAAACAAUGUGAUAGACAAGCGAAUAGUGGGUGGGAGAGUAAGCAGUGACGGUGCAUGGCCUUGGCAGGUUGCUUUAAUGCUGGAUGAUGUCCAAGUGUGUGCAGGCUCAAUUAUCAGACCUAACUGGGUUUUAACUGCUUGCCAUUGUUUCACAGAUUAUCGGUCAACAAAGGAUCCAACUCGCUGGAAAGUUAAACUUGGUGCCAAUCCUCUUUCAUCAGAGUCGAAAGAGUUUCAACAAGUGAGAGGAGUAAAGAACAUCAUCGUGCACCCAAAGUACUGGGGUAAAACUGUUCAAGGUGUGCUUAUUCAGCCUCCAGAUUAUGAUGUAGCUCUUCUUGAACUUUCAAGCCCAGUAACCUAUAAUAGCUUUGUGCGACCUAUCUGUCUCCCCGUGAAUGGCUUAGUAUUCCCCCCCGGGAAAAUCUGCUAUGUGACAGGAUGGGGAUCAAAGGGAUGGGACAAGCCACCGUCGGAGUUUUUGCAAGAAGCUCCGGUACGCUUAGUUUCGCGAACGGAAUGUAACAAAAAGAAAUCCUACGAUGGGACUGUUCCAAAGACGGCUUUGUGCGCCGGAUACAAGGAUGGAGGGAUUGAUGCAUGUCAAAAAGAUAGCGGUGGACCGCUAGCUUGUGAAUAUGAUGGACAAUGGUACCUCGUGGGCGUCAUAUCAUGGGGAAAACAUUGUGCAGUCCCAAAUAAAUACGGCGUGUAUGCUGAUGUGCGAGUUCUAAACUCUUGGAUUACUGGAGUUGUACAGUAGUUUUAAUACCAUGAAUUCACGAUUGUAUGUGGCAGUUAAACGAGAA
This is a messenger RNA of Pocillopora damicornis (cauliflower coral), 2578 nucleotides long. RefSeq names its product serine protease 33. The record is from RefSeq and is a predicted model, not a curated record. Gene Ontology annotation, biological process: proteolysis. Gene Ontology annotation, molecular function: serine-type endopeptidase activity. NCBI's taxonomy places the organism in Eukaryota, Metazoa, Cnidaria, Anthozoa, Scleractinia, Pocilloporidae.